Molecule: messenger RNA, 1802 nt
Organism: Klebsormidium nitens
Lineage: Eukaryota; Viridiplantae; Streptophyta; Klebsormidiophyceae; Klebsormidiales; Klebsormidiaceae
Source: the annotation of a GenBank genome assembly
CCUAGGUAUAUCAAAGCAAGACUCAUUUGACAGCUCAGCAUGCGCCUUGUGUGCUCCCACAAGAGACGCCAUUGAGCUUCUUCUUGAAGGCAUUCUGCAUCCCUUCAAGUAUUCCCAGGAGGAAGCAAGUCCUUUGAGGAGCCCCAUCAGUGGCACACCAUGAAAAGCUGCAUCCAUCUGCUAGCUCGAGGGGCAUUCGCUUUGCACUCUGGUUGUGGCUCCAGCCGACCAGGUUUUCGAGCUCCAUGUUUACGAGCUGGUUACGACCAGAGUUGGUUGGGUGCAGCGCUGGCAUGGAGUGGUAUAAAAGCCCACUGUUAUUCUACUGGGGCUGGGCUUCUGGAUGAUACGUCCAUGCAGUUCAAAGAGAGCGUCCGCAAGUUUGCCCAAGAGAACAUUGCGCCGCUGGCUGCCCAGAUCGACCACAACAACUCGUUCCCAAAGGACGUCAACUUGUGGAGAAAGAUGGGCGAGUUUGACCUGCACGGAAUUACAGUCCCAGAAGAGUACGGUGGUAUGGGUCUGGGCUACUUGGAGCACUGUAUAGCUAUGGAGGAGCUCAGUCGGGCGAGCGGCUCGGUGGCUCUCUCGUACGGAGCCCAUAGCAACCUGUGCAUAAACCAGAUUGUGCGGAACGGAAACGAGGAGCAGAAACAAAAGUAUCUUCCAAAGUUGGUGAAGGGAGAGCACGUCGGUGCGUUGGCCAUGAGCGAGCCGAACUCGGGGUCGGAUGUCGUCAGCAUGCGCUGCCGGGCGGACAAGACGGACGGGGGCUACGUCCUCAACGGAAACAAAAUGUGGUGCACGAACGGGCCCGUAGCCAACACUCUCGUGGUGUACGCCAAAACGGACACGGCAAAAGGUCCGCACGGGAUCACGGCGUUCAUCAUCGAGAAGGGAAUGCAAGGAUUUCGGACGGCCCAGAAAUUGGACAAGCUCGGGAUGCGUGGCAGCGACACGUGCGAGCUCGUUUUCGAGGACUGCUUCGUACCCACGAGCAACGUCCUCGGCGAGGAGGGCCGCGGCGUCUACGUCAUGAUGAGCGGGCUGGAUCUCGAGCGUCUAGUUCUCGCGGGCGGGCCUGUGGGGCUGAUGCAGGCGUGCCUAGAUACCGUGUUACCGUACGUGCACAGUCGAGAGCAGUUUGGGAAGCCGAUCGGCGAGUUCCAGCUAAUGCAGGGGAAACUAGCGGACAUGUAUACGACGCUUCAAGCGUCAAGAGCGUUUGUCUACUCCGUCGCAAAGGCUUGCGACGAGGGAAAGGUAGAUAGGAAGGACUGUGCGGCAGUCAUUUUAUACUCAGCCGAGAACGCCACGCAAGUUGCUUUGCAGGCCAUUCAGGCCCUCGGCGGAAAUGGCUACGUGAACGAGUAUCCCACCGGGCGCCUUUUGCGGGACGCCAAGCUAUACGAGAUCGGGGCUGGCACGAGCGAGAUCCGGCGCAUGCUCAUAGGGAGGGAGCUCUUCAAAGAGAGCAGCUGAGUUGCUUGGCUGAUAGCACAGUAUGCUGUACCAUACACUUGAAACGGUGUUGCCAGGCGCCAUGCGAGACUAGGUUCGACUUUGUAAACAACGAGCGAGUUAGAACCUGCUAAUAUGCUGGAGUUUGAUGAGCCGCGCUUGGCUAGUACCAUAUUAUUACCCCAGCGUGUAAGUGUUACAAUUCAGCUUCCUAAUGUCAACCUGGCUGUAGUUCUUAAGGAAGGCCAGCAUGAACGCGACGCACUUUUUGUAAGCUAGCUGGGAGGUGCAACAAUUCAUCGAGAAUAUCUUCACUCUUUUUAUACAUUCCUACAUCUUGC